This is a messenger RNA of Drosophila santomea, 993 nucleotides long. RefSeq lists its product as uncharacterized. The record is from RefSeq and is a predicted model, not a curated record. The transcript has a single exon. Bases 103 to 939 code for a protein of 278 amino acids. Lineage: Eukaryota; Metazoa; Arthropoda; Insecta; Diptera; Drosophilidae.
AUAAGUAGUCUGCGACAUAGCAGUCAUCUAUAUUUUACAGCACAAAUCAAACGAAAAAAACUCAAAAGCUAAACGGCAAACAUUAUACAAUCCUUUGGGACGAUGACUUCAAAGCUAAUCCUUCUUCUAUCGGUAUUUGGUUUGAUUCCAAACGCGAUGAUCCCGAAAAAUCCGGGGAAUAUUGACCUAUGUCCCCAAUCAUCCCGGAUAUCUGAUACCAGCUCUUGGACAGCCGACUUUGGAGGUGGAUGGAUUACCUGGAUAGACGCGGGCAACUGGACGGAGGUGCUUUCUGGCGAGUGGCUUUUGCUGCUCUGCUCGCCACUUCAGCCGAAGUGCAGAGAUAUGGAAGCGGUCUUCUACCAGCUGGCGACCACCUCAAUGGGUUGCCUCGAUGUGAAAUUGGCUUUUGGAGAUCUGUCCAGGAACUUUUGGCUAAGAGGACGAUUUUCCUCCAUCACUACGGUCGCCAUAUAUCACGUGCUGGAUGGGGAGUUUCGGAGAGUGUGGUCCACACGGCACACCUUGCACGGCCUUCGCAAUAUUUUGCUUCUGCGUGAAUAUUCGGAAUUACCUCGAGUGCCAUUUUGGCUACACCCGACCUCCAUUUGGUGCAGCUUUGUCGAACUUGGUUUGAAGGUGAUGAUUCAUCUGAAAUACUCUGAUGUUUUUUGGCGCCACUUUUGGUUGACCGUCCUUACCUUGGACCUAAUGUUCAUUAUCGUAUCACCCUACAUUUUAUGGCGUAUUAUAAGGAAGAAUACAUAUACGGAUACGGAUAUGGAGAAGGAUAAUGUAACUAAUACUGUAUUGGAGCUAGCAUCAAGCGGAGGUAAUCCAUUGUCGAUGAAAUCGUUUUCCAAGGAGAAGGAAACCACAUCUGUUGUAUAUUUAGUUAAACGCUGGCAAAUGAAAGUAACCAAGCUAAAACGUCUUUAAAAUAUAGAUGCUAUCUUCUAACGGUCCUCCGAAUAAACCCCGAAAAUAAAUCGA